GCCUUCCACUGCAUGUGCAGCCCAGAGCUGCUGUAACUCCACCUCGGAGCGGGCUCGCAUCCUCGCACAGAGAGGAGACCAUGGGAGGGACGGCUCGGGAGAGCCCGGAGGACUGCCGCUUUCUGGACGCAGAAGCUUCCAAGACGCGAAAGAAGACCUGUACCAGAUACCAGAUCUGCGGGCUGCUCUUCAGUGUGCUGCUCAUUUCUCUUAUUCUGAUAUUUCUUGGUGUCAAAUAUCUUUGGAACCCAACACCCAGAAAAGUUUAUGACAUGGAACACACAUUCUUCAGCCACGGCCAGAAGAAGAAGAUUGUGAUGGAGAUUGACCCACUGGCCAGGACAGAGACCUUCAGGAGCGGGAACGGCAGCGAGGAAAUCCUGGAGAUCCAUGACUUCAAAAACGGAAUAACUGGCAUCUUCUUUGUGGGACUUCAAAAAUGUUUCAUCAAAACUCAGACUAAAGUCCUACCUGAGACGACAGAGGCCAAGAUCCCUGAGCUUGAGGGAGAAGAGAUCACGACCACCUACUUUGAGCAGUCUGUGGUCUGGGUUCCUGGGGAAAAGCCCAUUCAGAACAAAGAGUUCCUGAAGAGCUCCAAAAUCUUUGACAUCUGCAGAAACGUGACCAUCUACUGGAUCCACCCCACGCCUAUAGCAGCUCCUGAGCUGGCCAACCUUGAAGGGACAGAAGACGAUGACCCUGAGCUGCUUCUAGACAACCAGAGCUGGCUGGAUGGGGAGAGCGAACACGAGGCAGAGAAGGAUGUGCAGCCAGGACCCAAGCGUCGGGCACGGCAGCUGACCGAGGAGGAUCUGCCUGUCAAUGACUACUCAGAGAACGGGCUGGAGUUCCACCCCUUGUGGGACGAGCGAGGCUACUGCUGUGCCCAGUGCCGCCGUGCCAACCGCUACUGCCGGCGGGUCUGCGAGCCCCUCCUGGGCUACUACCCCUACCCCUACUGCUACCAGGGCGGGAGGGUCAUCUGCCGGAUCAUCAUGCCCUGCAACUGGUGGAUUGCGCGGAUGCUGGGCAGGGUGUAGCCCCCACGGUGCAGCACCUAGCGCUUGGGUGCUUCCCCGUGCCCACCUGCCGCGUUGCCACCGAUCCAGAUUGUCCCGACAUAGCUGACACGCAGGUUAUCUGCUUGAUUGCUGGUGAGUGUGCAAGUGUGCAGACGAUGGCACCCUCACCAUGUGUGCACAGCCUGUCCCCCUCCCCCAGCACCCUGCGCUGCUCCCACGGGGUUGGGGGAGGCUGUGCUCGAAUGCAUCGUUGCCAUGCUGAGCAGCAAGAGGCAAACAAUAAACGUCUUGUAUGAGCGAUUGCAAAGAAAAUGGAAAGUUGUUUAGUCUCAGUCUGUGAUGCUUAAUGGGUCUGAGAAGUGAUCUAAUUGCUCGGCUGCCUCGUCACAAGCAUCCAUAACUCAGGUACCAGGACUGCUGGCGCUCACCUCGCUGGGAACGUGUGGAGGUCCCUAAUUUGCUCCCUGACAGUGCUGGUAGUUGUCCCAACCCUCUGUUCCAGCAUGCUCCGAUAUGUUCAGUAGUUACUAGUGACAGCUCAGGGGUGCCACCAGUCCCCUCAGGAGCAAUGUGCAGCACAGCAGCAUGCUGGCAAGGCAGAGGCAGGAGCAGGCACAAGGAGUCCCCCAGGGAAGUGGGCAGCCAAAGCCAGAGGGAGAGGAGGUGCAGAGGACCUCAAGUGACAUCAGCUGUCCCCAG
Falco peregrinus (peregrine falcon) is the source of this 1724-nucleotide messenger RNA. It is a transcript of the gene TNMD, whose product is annotated as tenomodulin. Gene Ontology annotation, biological process: negative regulation of endothelial cell proliferation; negative regulation of angiogenesis. Lineage: Eukaryota; Metazoa; Chordata; Aves; Falconiformes; Falconidae. The record is from RefSeq and is a predicted model, not a curated record. Bases 81 to 1043 code for a protein of 320 amino acids. The transcript is spliced from 7 exons.